Molecule: messenger RNA, 5518 nt
Organism: Ceraceosorus bombacis
Lineage: Eukaryota; Fungi; Basidiomycota; Exobasidiomycetes; Ceraceosorales; Ceraceosoraceae
Source: the annotation of a GenBank genome assembly
AUGGCGCAUCAAGGUGCCUAUGGCGGAGGUGCACCGCCUGCGAAUCCCUUUGCUGGCGCUGCAGCUUAUCGUGACGAUGUAGGCAGCGAAGCCAGCGGUUUCGGACCAGCCGAGAGGAGGGAUACGUUUCAAUCCGAAGGCAGCGUUUCCGAUCUCCUGCCCAACCAAGGAUACGAUGCCAACGACUCCUACGAAGGCGGCCAAGGCAAUGCAUAUAGUCAGGAGUCGUUCUCUCGGGGCGGCAAUGGCUCCGCAGCGGGAUACGGUGGCAAUUACGCGGCCUCCGGUAUAUCGAGCCCUUACACAGACUAUCCCGGCAGUGCAAAUCCAGGUGGAUACACGCAGAGAGAGCCCUACCCAGCUUGGACAGUCGAGCACAACAUUCCUCUUUCCAAAGAGGAGAUCGAGGACAUUUUCAUUGACUUGGCAAACAAGUUCGGUUUCCAGCGCGACUCGAUGCGCAACAUGUACGACCACCUCAUGAUCAUGCUCGACUCACGCUCUUCACGCAUGAGCCCAGCACAGGCGCUGCUGACCCUGCACGCGGACUACAUCGGCGGAGAACACGCCAACUACCGCAAGUGGUACUUUGCCGCUCAAUUGGAUCUCGACGACGCCAUUGGCAAGGUACAGAACCCUGGUCUUGCCCGUGCUGCCAGCAUGGCCCGAGGCGGACGCAAUGCCAAAGGUGCGAAGGCGGCUGCAGCAGGUCCUCAGGGCAAGUCUUUGCAGAGCGCCGAGACGCGAUGGCGAGACGCGAUGAACAGGAUGAGCGAGUACGAUCGCUUGCGCCAGAUUGCACUCUAUCUGCUUUGCUGGGGCGAGGGCGGCCAAGUUCGUUUCGUCCCCGAGUGUCUAUGCUUCAUCUUCAAGUGCGCAGACGACUAUUACCGUUCUCCAGAGUGCCAGAACCGCAUGGAGCCGGUGCCCGAAGGUCUCUAUCUAAGGGCGGUUGUCAAGCCACUCUACCGUUUCCUGCGCGAUCAGGUCUUCGAGGUAGUGGAUGGCAAGUUCGUGAAGAAGGAAAGAGACCACGACAAAAUCAUUGGCUACGACGAUGUGAACCAGCUGUUUUGGUACCCUGAAGGCAUCGGCCGGAUCGUCUUGAACGACAAGACCAGAUUGGUUGAUGUGCCUGCGAAUCAACGUUUCAUGAAGUUCGACAAGAUCGAUUGGCCUCGUGUCUUUUUCAAGACUUACAAGGAGAAGCGCAGGUGAGUUUGACAGCACUAGCGGUUGCCACUUUGGUGUUGCAGCGAAGCUGAAUACGAGUCGUCGCCAUUCCGCAGCUUCUUCCAUUUGCUGGUCAACUUCAAUCGUAUUUGGAUCCUCCACAUUUCCGUCUUUUGGUACUACACUGCUUUCAAUGCUCCCAAGAUUUACGAGCCGUUUGAUCGUGAAGCUACUACGGCACAGUUGCUCUCUGCUUCUGCGCUUGGUGGUGCCAUGUCUACGUUCCUCAUGAUCUGCGCAACUCUGGCCGAAUUCUCGUACAUCCCGACCACUUGGAACAACACGAGUCACUUGGCUCGCCGCAUGGCCUUCUUGCUAGUUUGUCUCGUCGUUACGAUUGCUCCAGCUGUCUACAUUCACGGCAUUGUUGGACCGGACGACAAGGACGGACGGAUUCCGACCAUCGUUUCGUACGUUCACAUUGGUGUCUCUGGCUGCAUCACUGCGCUCUUCUCUCUCGUCCCAUCCGGCAGAAUGUUUGGCGAUCGAGUGGCAGGCAAGGCUCGGAAGUAUUUGGCCAACCAAACCUUCACUGCAAGCUACCCUCCACUCCGCGGCAACCAUCGUUUCUUCAGCAUCCUGCUUUGGGCACUGGUCUUUGGUUGCAAGCUUACUGAAAGCUACUUCUUCUUGACGCUGUCGUUCCGCGACCCUCUGGCGAUCAUGAUCACCAUGAAGGUACAGGGAUGCAACGACAAGUACUUCGGCACAUCUCUCUGCUCCAAUCAACCUGCCUUCGCUUUGACCGCCAUGGUCAUCAUGGACCUUGCACUCUUCUUCUUGGACACAUUCCUGGUGAGCUGCCGCUCUGACCGUCAUUUUCUGGCGCAUCGCCCGCUGAUUCAGGUCUUUUCAAAUCCCGCAGUGGUACGUCAUCUGGAACACUGUCUUCAGCAUUGGCUGGGCUUUCUCGAUGGGUCUGUCCAUCUGGACACCAUGGAGUGACAUCUUCCAGAGGCUCCCCAAGCGCAUCUACGCCAAGCUGCUCGCGACAGCUGACAUGGAAAUCAAGUACAAGCCCAAGGUACUUGUCUCCCAGGUCUGGAACGCUAUCAUCAUCUCGAUGUACCGCGAGCACUUGUUGUCGAUCGACCACGUCCAAAAGCUUUUGUACCACCAGGUUCCAUCGGGAGACGAGGGGAAGCGCACAUUGCGAGCGCCCACCUUCUUCAUCAGCCAGACCGACAAGGGCAUCAAACCCGAGUUCUUCCCCAAGGGCUCUGAGGCCGAACGUCGCAUCAGCUUCUUUGCUCAGUCUCUCACGACCACGCUACCGGAGCCAUUGCCCAUUGACGCUAUGCCUACCUUCACCGUGCUGACUCCCCACUACUCGGAGAAGAUUUUGCUCUCGCUUCGUGAAAUCAUCCGUGAGGAAGACCAAAACACCCGUGUCACGCUGCUCGAAUACUUGAAGCAGCUGCAUCCCGUUGAAUGGGACAACUUCGUCAAGGACACCAAGAUUCUCGCCGAGGAGACCGGAGCUAUGGCUGGCUCAUCUCCUUUUGGUGGCGAUAAUGGAAGCGACGAGAAGAGUGGCACCAAAGGUAGUGCGAAGACGGAUGACCUGCCCUUCUACUGCAUCGGUUUCAAGUCUGCUGCGCCCGAAUACACCCUCCGUACCCGUAUCUGGUCGUCCCUCCGAGCUCAGACGCUGUACCGCACAGUAUCUGGUUUCAUGAACUACAGCAAGGCCAUCAAGCUUCUGUACCGUGUCGAAAACCCCGAGGUCGUCCAGCUCUUUGGUGGCAACACGGAAAAGCUCGAGCGCGAGCUCGAGCGCAUGAGCCGAAGGAAGUUCAAGUUUUGCAUUUCCAUGCAGCGAUACUCGAAGUUCAACAAGGAAGAGCACGAGAACACCGAGUUCUUGCUCCGUGCCUACCCCGACUUGCAAAUCGCGUACCUCGACGAGGAAGCUCCGCGCAAGGAGGGAGGAGAAUCUCGCUGGUUCUCGGCGCUGGUGGAUGGCCAUUCCGAGAUUCUGCCAAACGGCAAACGCAGACCCAAAUUCCGCAUCGAGCUCCCCGGCAACCCAAUUCUCGGAGACGGUAAAUCGGACAACCAGAACCAUGCCAUCAUCUUCCACCGUGGUGAAUACGUUCAGCUUAUCGAUGCUAAUCAGGACAACUACCUCGAAGAGUGUCUCAAGAUCCGCUCUGUCCUCGGAGAAUUCGAGCAGUUCAAUGUCUCUAACCAGAAUCCGUACGGUCCUGGCCACGCUGAAUUCUCUCAAGCGCCCGUGGCCAUUCUCGGCGCUCGCGAGUACAUCUUCUCGGAGAACAUUGGUAUUCUUGGUGACGUCGCUGCCGGAAAGGAACAGACGUUCGGUACCAUGGCUGGUCGUGGUCUCGCGCAAAUUGGCGGUAAGCUGCAUUAUGGUCAUCCGGACUUCCUCAACGCGCUCUUCAUGACCACGCGCGGUGGUGUCUCGAAGGCUCAAAAGGGUCUACACCUCAACGAAGAUAUUUACGCUGGUAUGACAGCCUUUGGCCGUGGUGGUCGCAUCAAGCACUGCGAGUACUACCAAUGCGGUAAAGGACGUGACCUGGGAUUCGGCACCAUUCUCAACUUUACCACCAAGCUCGGCAACGGUAUGGGAGAGCAGAUGCUAUCGCGCGAAUACUACUAUCUCGGUACGCAGCUCCCGGUUGACAGGUUCCUGACUUUCUACUACGGCCACCCCGGCUUCCACAUCAACAACAUUCUCGUCAUCAUGUCGGUACACCUGUUCUUGUGGGCCAUGGUGUUCAUCGGCACGCUCAACUCUCAGCUCAGCGUUUGCGAAUCGACCAACAGCGAAUACCAAGUUGGCACUGGAGGAUGCUACUACCUGUCGCCCGUGUUCCAGUGGAUCCGCCGCACGAUCAUUUCGAUCUUCUUGGUCUUCAUGAUUGCCUUCUUGCCGCUCUUCUUGCAAGAGUUGACAGAGCGCGGUGCCGUCUCGGCCGUCAUUCGUUUGGCGAAGCACUUCUUGAGCUUGAGUCCAGUCUUUGAGGUGUUCUCCACUCAAAUUUACAGCCACUCGAUCAUUUCCAACUUGACGUUCGGUGGUGCACGCUACAUUGCCACCGGUCGUGGCUUCGCCACCACGCGCCAGUCCUUCGCUUUGCUCUACUCGCGAUUUGCUGGUCCGUCGAUCUACUCUGGAAUGCGGUUGCUGUUGCUGUUACUCUACGUGACGCUUACGCUGUGGAUGCCACACCUGAUCUACUUUUGGAUUUCGAUCCUAGCACUGUGCGUUGCACCUUUCCUAUUCAACCCACACCAGUUCUCCAUCCCGGACUUCGUCAUCGACUACCGCGAAUUCCUACGCUGGAUGUCGCGCGGAAACUCUCGCUCGCACGCCAACUCCUGGAUUGGAUACUGCCGUCUCAGUCGUACAAAAGUCACGGGAUACAAGAAGAAGCGUCUGGGCCACCCAAGCGAAAAGCUCGCCGGUGAUGUCCCACGUGCCAGCUGGCGCACCAUUCUAUUCGGCGAGAUCGUUGGUCCGAUCAUCCAAGCCAUUGUCUUCACCGUUGCGUACGCCUUCGUCAAGAGCUUCCACGAGCGUGGUGACCCGCCCAUGGGUGCCAUCGCUCGUCUGGCCAUCAUCGCCCUUGGGCCCUUGGUCUGGAACGCGGCUGUCCUGCUCGUGCUGUUUCUGGUGUCCAUGUUCUUGGGACCAGCGUUGAACAAUUGCUGCGCCAAGUUUGGAUCGAUCAUGGCGUCCAUUGCCCACUUGCUCGCCGUCGUCGGCAUCGUUGCGUUCUUCGAAUUCUUCUGGUUCCUGGAGCUGUGGCGAACAAGUCAUGCCGUCCUUGGUAUCAUUGCCGUCGUCAUGAUCCAGCGCGCCAUCUUCAAGAUCCUGAUUUCUCUUGUCAUCUCGAGAGAGCUCAAGCACGACGAGACCAACCGAGCUUGGUGGACUGGGCGCUGGUACGGUAGAGGACUGGGUGGUCACGCUUUCAGCCAGCCAGCAAGAGAGUUCGUCGUCAAGAUCAUUGAGAUGAGCUUGUACAGCGCCGACAUGGUCUGCUGCCACAUUCUCCUCUUUGGCUUGUCGAUCCCGAUGCUCAUUCCCUACAUGAAUCGACUGCAGAGCACUGCGCUAUUCUGGUUGCGACCAAGCAGGCAAAUUCGCGCCCCGAUCUUCAGCUUGAGAGCGAGGAAACAACGGAGAAGCAUUGUCAUCAGAUAUGGCAUACUCUUCGUUCUCACCUUUGCUCUCUUCAUUGCGCUCAUCGUUCUGCCGAUCAUCUUUGCGGACACGAUCGACCUCAACUGCUCGUUCUGCAAGUCACUUUAA